This is a messenger RNA of Acanthoscelides obtectus, 478 nucleotides long. Lineage: Eukaryota; Metazoa; Arthropoda; Insecta; Coleoptera; Chrysomelidae. The record is from the annotation of a GenBank genome assembly.
AAAAAACCCGACGAAUGUCAUUUUUCAAGAUACCUAAUACCCGUGCGAUUAGGUUUCGGAGAGAGACAACUGUCGGUAGGAUAGGGAAAGAUUGUCUAUGGACUAAUCGUAUGAACAUAUUUGACUGGCUUUUUUCUCAGAGGAGGACGAGGAGGUGGAGGAAGAGAAGGAGGGGAGGAAGGCAUUAUCGGGCUAGCCCAUCUUGAGGAACUUACGGAACUUCGGCACGGGUAUCAAGUAUCUUAAAAACAGACUUUAUAUCGAUUUUCUUUGACAUUAUACUGGUUUUUUUUUUUGAAACUAUGUAGGUUUUUCUACAAGAUGUUAACUUAGCACUUAGUUGUACGUGUUGCGUACGUCAUGAGGCUUGUUAUCAAUCUUUGGCUUUGAUGUUAUGUAAAAUCUGCUUCUGAGAUGGCAUUACUGGAGGUCUAAGCUGUAAGUUGUAUGUGUUGAUGACAAUUAUAUUGGGUUCUUG